Molecule: messenger RNA, 1172 nt
Organism: Carica papaya (papaya)
Lineage: Eukaryota; Viridiplantae; Streptophyta; Magnoliopsida; Brassicales; Caricaceae
Gene: OFP7
Product: ovate family protein 7
Biological process (GO): negative regulation of DNA-templated transcription
Source: RefSeq, a predicted model, not a curated record
AGUAAAAAACACAAUAAAGAAAAUGGCGAAGCGUUUCAAGCUCAAUAUUGCUCGAGUCUUCUCCAAGUCUUUCCGGUCUUGCCGUUCCAAAGACCCUUCAUCCCUCCCAGCAAAUCCUGUCCCUUCGUUCCUCCGACUUUCACCGAUCAGUACUAAUACGACGUUGCAGCCGGCGCCGCCAACCCCACACUCCAUUAAACCCCAUCGUUCCUCCCUGAAGCGACACGUGUCUUCCGCCUUAACAUCUAUCGGCUGCGGCCUUCGAUCGCGAUCCUCCACGCAGUGCCCCUCGGAAACUGACCACAGCGAAUCACCGCCCCCGCCGACACCGCAGUUCCACUGGGAGAAACACGACAAGUGGCACGUGAUCGCCAAUUGUUACGACGAGGCGCAAACACCUCGCCGGAAGGUAUACAGCUCGUUGAUCUCCGAUGACGACGUUUCACGACCUCUUCCUCCGCCACCUCCUAGCGCCGAGAAGAAAAAACGACGAUCCACGAAGAAGAAAACGGCCGCAAAGACACGCAUCAGCACGUCUUCGGCAGAUAGCGUGUUGUUCAGCAGCGAAACCUUGGAUGACAUGGACGACGAAGAGACGGAGACGCUGGUCUCAUCUUCUAGAGGCUUCUCAACGGACUCCUCGUCGGAGUUCAAUGUUGGUAUAGGACGGAGUAAGAAGAGCAAGAGAUCGAAAGGGAAGGGUCCAAAACGGUGCUGCGGGAUGAAGGGGAAGAGGAGGAGCUGGACGUCGGCCAUAUCAUCGUCUUCGCCGGAGAAAGAGUCACCGGCAAGGCUGUCGAUGUUCCUGCAGAGGAUGAUAGCUUGCACGGUGGAGGGAAAAGUGAGAGAGAGUUUCGCAGUGGUGAAGAGAUCGGAGGAGCCGUACGAAGACUUCAAGAGGUCGAUGAUGGAGAUGGUGUUGGAGAAGGAGAUGUUCGAGGGGAAGGAUCUUGAGCAGCUGCUUCAAUGUUUCUUAUCGCUGAAUUCAAGACAACACCAUGCCGCCAUUGUCAGAGCUUUCUCCGAUAUUUGGGAGGCCUUGUUUUGUAACAGUAGUACUGUUACUGCUAUGGGUAGAAGAUCAUCGUCAUCGUCAUCCUCUGUCCAUGGAGUUUCUAGUUAUAAACCUCUCUGUAAUAUCCAAUCAUUUUAAGUAAAUUUAUCCUUUGAAG